AUGUUGAAGAGACACGUAUGUUAUCUUUUCUCCCCACCGCUUACCAUCAAGCACCUCCCCUCGCACGGUGUCGUCAGCAGUUUAUCUCAGGCCCUGGCAGGAGCUGCAAGGGUAAAUGGGAGGAAAUCUGAUCCAUAUGGUGGCACUAUAAAGCUCACAGCUGAUUUUCAGGCUUCAUCAAAACCUGGUCAAGGCUGGAUCACUACUCAUGACUGGCAGCCUCCUCCCACACCUGGCCACUACACUCUGAGAUCUCAGUUUCUUCCCAGCAGUAUUCGCUUUUUGAUUGACCCCAGGGUCUAUCAGCGUUAAUCUUCACAGUUUAGUCCUCUGGAUACGGUAAGUUUACAGACUUGAUAAAGAAAACAUGUUAUUGAGGAGAAAGAGAUGACGAAAAAAAAAACAUGGAUUUUAAAAAAAAAAGUUCUACAUGAAGGAUGGAUGCUGCCUAAUUAUGACUGAGCAAUAAUGCAACAACUGUGUUUUGCACAUAUGUUUUCUCAGAUAUGAAGUUGCUGGGCCAGGCAGUUUUCUUGCUUUUGCUUGUGGGAAUCUGCUGUCAGAACAACCGCAACGCUAAAGCAAAGUCCAGCAAGAAGUCUGCUGGGACCCAAGGAGGUGAUGUUGUCCAGUCCCCCACAGCGGCUGAUUUGACUCCUGCAAGCACUGAAAACAUGAGAGGAACCGGAGGCUCGGCUGAAGCAGCUGGACGGGAAGGUGCUGCAGGAGCUCGAGCAGCUGGACAACAGGCAGAAGAUAUGAGGCUGCAAUUCCUAAAAAACACCCAGGUUACAUGUAAUGAUGGAACUGCAGCUGGGUGAGAUUCUCUGGAUAUUAUAUUUUACCGUAUCUGAUCAGUUUGCUUAUUGUCAGAGUGUUUGAGCGUCCAUACAUAUUUGUGGUUCUGCAGGUUUUACCUAAAGGAGUUCAGAGGAAGCCGCCGAUGGCUGUUAUUUCUGGAAGGUGAGUAUUUAGCGCCUCAACUGGUUAAUUUAGUCCCCAAAGGUCAGCUUGUUUUGGCGUGAUGCCCCCGUUGGAAUUUUGAUGGGGAUGUCAUCUUGUACUGUCAUCUUCUGUUUAUCUCCUUUUUUGGAUACUUCCUGUCGCUCUCAUAGACUUGAAACUUGUGUAGAUUGUUGUCCAGCUCAUCUUACAUGUGCAUAAACAGAACAAAAAUGCAUUUAUCAUGUUCAAGUUGCUUUCUGUAUUCAUCAACAUAUUACUCUAGAGUCUAAAAAAAGACUUUUGCUUCCCUUAUGUCUUUGUCGUACAACUCUUGUUGGUUUUCAAUGUAAGUCAAUCAACAAAUCAGACACUAAUGAAAGGAUUGUUUGUAUUUUUGACCAAGUCUAAUAAUGUGGUCCAGUCAGCAGACCAGGCUACAGGUGCAUUCCUGUCUCUAUCCAUUCCUCACGCUCUUCUAUGAUGGGCUAACAAGGGUCUCCCCUGCUGAGCCUGAUGUGAAUAUCUAAUAUUAGGCUCUUCUAUUUAAAGGCGGCUGGUGCUGUUACAGCAAAGAGACCUGCGAUUCCAGAUACCAAAAUAUACCCCGACUAAUGAGCUCAUCAGGUUGGCCCCAAACAAAAAGAGGUAGGUCAGGCGACCAACGCUCCCACAUGUGUGUCACACACAACAGCCACAUAUGUUCUUCUACAUCUAAUUAUGCCGUUUGUUUAAUGCAAACUUGACACAGCAAGUUAUCUGAUAUCAAAUCUGACUGCUGGUUUACAGGAACUGGAAUUUUGUCCUCUCAAGCUGAGGAAAACCCACACUGGCAUAAUGCAAAUAUUGUGUAAGUACUUCACUGUUUGUCUUCUUUUGUGGACCUAAAGUAUCGCAUACAGGAAGUUCUAACUUUUCAUAUUUGUAAGGUAUAGGUAUUUUGCUAUUCACACAUAAAAUAAGAAAAUAAUUUAAAAAUGACAGGAAACAGGUUUUGUUUGGAUUCUUCGUGUUUACAUUUUUCCACCAAAAGCUGCUGUCUGAUUUCCUCUCCUUCUUUAGCUUUUUUGCUGACUGAGAAAAAUGAAUCUGCCUCUUUAGCUGCUUAUUGCUCUUUGAGUUUAGUAAGAUAACUCUGCGUCUUGGUGCUGGGAAGGUAGUGCACACCGGGGUUGUGAAGCUUGCUGGUAAAAAAGGUGGAUCAGGGUGUAGAUCAACAUUAAGGCUGCAGGCUGUAAAAACCAAAACCUCAGUACUCCUCAGACGACUAUCUCGUAGAGGCAUGAUUAGAUGAUGCAAAAUUAGUGACGUGUUGGUUGCGAAUGAAUCGGUUUGGUUUGUUCAACAUAAAUGAUAGGAGCCAGCUCCCAUCUGUGGCCGUAGAAAAAAACUACAAGGCAGAAUGACGGGAUGAAGUAUUUUAAUACAUAUUCAUAUCAUAAGCCAAACAACGCUAAAUUUGGCUGAAUUAGAAAAUGUAUAAGUGGUAAAAUGAAGAGCCGUUUGGGAGCCGAAAGAGCCAGCUCUUCUUGUCGAGCUAAACUGAAUGAUCUGGCUCACUAAAAUGAGCCGUAAUUCCCAUCUCAAUGCAAAAUUGGGUUUUCAGCUGUGAAAUAUAUUCUUCCCUCAUCUUAAACACUUUUAGAUUCUGCUACUCCAGCCCUCCUUGGUCCGAUACGAUCAAUAGCUCAUUAUUCUCAUGUCUGUCACUUCCUGAUGUACGACAGGAGAAACUAGCUGAAGCCUGAGAAAGUGUAACAAAUGUGAUUUCCUCUUUUUUUUCCACAGGUUCAUCCCUUACUGUUCCAGUGACGUAUGGAGCGGCACAGGGCCCGCUCCUACUCCUCCUCCGAGGCAGCGACAGGGCAGAGAAAAAGAACGAGAGAGAAAUGUUAACGCAAGUAAAUAUCAUUAAUAUCAUUACAUAUUUACCAUGAUUAUUUCACUUAAAGUCAUUUUAAUCUAACCUCUAAAUUAUGUGAUGUGUUUUCAAUCUCAGCUGAGUAUACCUUCAUGGGAUCUCUGAUCAUCCAAGAGGUCGUCAAAGACCUCAUCCCAAAAGGAAUCAAGCAGGCGAAGGUCAUCAUGCUGUCUGGUACAAGGUGAGUUUUAUCAUCUCUAGUCCGAUCCCUGGUGAUGUUAUGCAUCUCUUUUUCCUCCCUUGGCCACCUCCAUGUUGCACAAGAGAGGCCCUAUUUUUGGUACAUCCUGUUGUCAACAAUAAAGACGUUUACAGUCAACUGUUAACAAUGACAUAAUGUCGGUUGAAGGGCCUAGCAUUGUAAUGGUGAACAUUCCUCCCAGGUUAGUAACAUGGUGCUUUGGACAUCCUCUAGUGCUAAAAAUGGAUCUGCAGACGGUACAGCAGUCUAAAUUUUGACUUUCCAGAUAUGUGCAGGCCUGUCCUGACAGUUUGAUACCACUCCUAAAUAUUGCACUUUCAAGCCAAACUUUUUAAUGACUUCUCUUGUCUCCCCCCCUCACAGCGCUGGUGGAACAGGUGUUUUGCUGAACAUUGACAGGGUGGCCAACCAGCUCGCACAACUUGGCGCAGAGACCCAAGUCCGAGGCCUUGUUGACUCUGGAUGGUUUCUAGAGAGUCAACAGCAGAGAUCCCCCAACUGCCCUGAGACCGUUUCCUGCUCACCUGAGGAUGCAAUCAAGAUAGGACUCAGGUAAAGAGUUGGACUUUUUAGUCAACUAUUACUGCUUUUGUGCAAUAAUUUUAAAGACUGGGUUUAGAUUGUAAAGUCAGCUGUCUUUUCUGUACUGUUCGGUUGUAAUUUAUUUUAUUUUGAAAGGAUGGAAGUUUCUGACCAUAGACUGUAUAUACUAUGGACAACUUGGUUCGGAUUUGAAGCCGAAAAGCUCUUGGUAUUUCUGGGUUUUUUCUCCACUUCCUGAAAUCAACAUUGCGCAGUUGCAUUGUAUGCAUUCAGCGGGAGAGUUGCUAUGGUGACGCUCUGCUCCAACAGCGUAUCCCCCAGUUGAGCUACGUAAACUUUGUACGCCCAUGGGCUGUGUCAAGUGUCAAUCAUAGAAAACAUGAACCACCUAAUAACUUUUAAAGAUGGAGCUGCACAGAAAAAAGAGGACUUGAGCACAAACCAGUCUUACAGUAACUACAUGUCAACAUCACAAGCAGGGGGGGAGAAACAUUCAUAUUCUGUGUAAUAAAUUUCUAAAGUUUGUCCACAGCUCCAUAGGGAUUGCUGGAGGAGGUGGGAUUUAUGACCUAUACAGCAGCCCGUCACCAGAGGGUGCUGUUCUCGCGGUGGCUUCACUCAGCAAGGAGGCAGACGGCGUCCAUUCUAUAUACAGUCUAUGUGUCUGAUCAUUAAAUCUGUCGUUAUUGACUGUAACAGUGUUGUUUUCUCAGGCUGUGGAACGGGGUUGUGCCUGAUAGAUGUCGGCAGCUCUACAAAAGAGGAGAGGAGUGGCAGUGCUUCUUCGGCCACAAACUGUACUCUACCUUAUCCUGUGAGUACUCGCUUCUGCUCAUAUUUACUGUGAUUCUACAAACAGCAUACUUUGUAUUCAACCUAAUCUGGGGAUGCAUUUUGCUGCAAACUUGAGUGCUUGCUUUUUCUGUAAGUCAUACUGAUAAGAGUUUAAGAUUGAACCAAAACAGUGAAAUGUUGGCAUUCAAAAGCACAAUAGGGGUGUUGGCUGUCUGUGACUGUGGCUCACGGUUUCAGUCAGUCAUCUCUUAAUUAGAAGAUUAGGCUGUUUGAUCCAGGCUCUUGCAGUCACUUGCCAAAGUGUCCUUAGGCAAAGACACAUGAUGCCCCAGAUUGCCAGCAUAGCCAGAAGUGUGUGUGUAAAUAUUUGAUUUUAAUAUGUAGACUAUUCACCAUUUUACCAGAAUAGUCCCAUUUUAAAUUAAAGAUAAAAACAAGAAGGAAAACCUCAGUUUUUGAAAAAGCUUUUAGUUGUCCUUGUUGUGUCAUUACUUUGAUUGCCAUGAUCACUCUAUUUGACAAUUUCUAACUUUAUCACUGAAAUGUCUACUGUAAUUCUGUAAUACCUGUUUUUUUUUAUUAUGUGAUUUCAUAAAGUUAUUUCAUGAUUGGUUGCAGCAGAUGGCUGUCACCAGUGAGUCUGGGUCUGUUGAAGGUUUUUGCCUGUGGAAAGAGACCUGUUUUUCUCCAUAUGCUUGCCCGCUGUGGUUGAAUGUUUGGUCAUAUGAAUAAUAAAACUUGCGUGAUUGUCCAAUUAUUCCUCUCCAAUAUUAUCAUGAGUAAAUGGAUUGGAACAACUUACAUACCGAGCCCUUUCUUUCUUUCCCUGUAGCUCCUCUGUUCGUCGUGCAGUGGUUGUUCGACGAGGAGCAGCUGAGAGUGGAAAACAUUUUCAUGGGAGGACAGAGUCUGUCUGAGGAGCAGUGGCAGUACAUACGAAACCUGGGCAGGUUGCUCAAGAACUCACUGAGAGAUGUCACGUAAGUUUCUAAAAACCUGUGUCAGAGUUUUUUUUUCUAAAGAACUGAAAAAAAAAAGAAAGAAAAGGCAGAUUUUAACUAGUGUUUUUUGUGUGGUUAUUAUCUCCAGGGCUGUUUUUGCUCCUUCCUGUCUCUCCCAUACUCUCAUUACAAGGAGGUAAGAGCAUGUCUGACUUCUCUGGUUGUUCAUACUUUGAUACCUGAUGUAUGUGUGUAUUUUUUUCUUUCCCCCGCACAAUCAUCCAUACACUGUGAGCUCAUGCCGCUGUUUUUGUCAGCCUGUCAUCAGUGACAUUCAUCACGUACCUCUUCACACUUUCCCAAACCCUUCAACAUACUCAUUAUUUUCUGCUCUGCUGUCUAAACAAAGUCAGGCUAUUUAUUAAGGGUGAUGAUUGUUUUUAAAAGAGCUGUAAUACCACAAAUUGGUCAAUGUUUUUGCAGCCCUGCACCUGCGAGGGUGAACGGAUUUUUUCCGUUCUUUUUUCUCUUUACUUACGCUAUAGGACCAUGAUCGCCAUAUAAUAAUUACCAAUCUCUCCAAUCGUCAACCAUGCCUUUAACAUGUUUCACAGUACAAAAUUGUGUUAACAUAACAUGUUCUCGCUUCAUUAGCAACUGGAAAAGUUUCCAAGUCAAAGGCAACUCCUUGCCACGUGCCCUCCAAUGCUGGGACAGAAGUCUGGAGGCAACCCGCAACAACAGGACCCCUGCUAAAGGCUGUCCUUUCCACCUGUUGGACUCCUGCCAGUGGCCGCAGUGCAACCCCACCUGCCCAGCCUUGGUUGACCAGGCCACACAGCAAGAGCUCACCCUGCUCCAGAUGCUAGUAGCCAUGGGGCUUGACCCCCAGAAGCUGGGCCUGGAUCCCCAAGGAGAAGAAGAUUCUGUGGCCAGCAUGGUCAGCAAUGGUGGCUAAGUGUUGACAUGUUUUGCCUCUAAAGAGAUUACAAGCAAAUGCUUAAUGGGGUGAAAUGUGUUGAAAUGUUACUAUAACCACAGAAAUAGAACAGAAAUCUGGUAACUGUGUCUCAUGCUGCUCAGCAUUCCAUCAUGCUUCAUGUUUCUGUUAAAGUGCAGACUUGGCUAGAGGUGGUUAUUGAGUCUGAGUUGCAGUGGUUUAGCUGUCCCUCUACUGGACACCAGAGAAAAUGCAAAUUGUACUGAAUGACAAACCUUGUUUUAGCAGAAACACUGUGCAUCUUAACAGACACCCUUUAGCUGACCACUCAACGUGAACAUUAAACUCUAAAUAUGGCUCUAGAGUUGAAUACUGAACAUUUACACUCUAUAUACUGUAGCUGUGAGCAUUGUUAUUAACUUUCAGACGAGGGAUACUCUGUACCUGCUGCUAUUUUGUUCCCACCAUAGAAGCAGUUCAUGAUGUUUUUGAGUUUUCAAAUCCUGAUUUGUACAGAAAAGCAAAGGAACAAGAGCAUUCAAGAACUGCACUCCCACUUCGUUGAUAACCGUUUUGCACACACAGGUCCACUGAUACUUGUUGUGAUUUUUUUUGUGAUAUGUUUAGUCUGUAGCUUCUGAUGCCAUGCUAACUUAUACAAAUAUACUGUAUAUUAUACAUAAUAUAUAAAACAUAUUUUAUGUGCAUGUAAAAGGAAAGCGUGAUUAGAUAUUUUUGGUGUCAAAAAUAGCCAGCAGGAGUUUGCCUGAUUGAAAUGUGAGCUAUGAUAAAAAUCAAAAUCCUUCAAAAAUAAAAAAAUAAUUAAAAAAACUUUUGUGUGUGUAACCUGAGAAAUACAUAAGAGACUAUUCCUUGUGACCCUGUUACUGGUUUAGCUCUGAAAAGACUCUUACAGCUUCAUUGUUUUGUGAGUGAUUCAGACAGUUCUCACUUCUUUUUUCAUCUAUGCACUUUUCAGUUGUGUCAGCUAAUGAGGAAUAGACCAGCAAUGACACCAGAUCAAGCUGAGGUACAAAUUAGAACAAUAAAGAUAUUGAACAUAUAUAAAUUUAGUUACUUUGUGAUUCAAAAGCUAUUGAGAAGUGCAAAAAAAAGUGCAUUAAGCAUGUUCUUGCACUUUUACAACUCCAGUGUUGUCUAAUUUGUUCAUAAAAACAUAUUUUCAUGCAUCGUUAGUCAUUUAAACCCUAUAUGUGUUUGAAAAUAGUGCAAAGAUGAAACAUUAAAUGGUAAAGCUGAAAAAUAUCACUGUGACAAGAAAAUAUAUGCACUAUUUGAUGCUGGUAAUAUUUUUCAAAAAAGUAAAGACGGGGCACUUUUGUAGUAUUUAAAAAAAAAAAAAAAACACUUGAAGGAACAUCUUCCCAACUAAUUAGGUUCAUUUGCAGAGGGUUAGUGGGUAUAAAAAGGCAUUUCAGGUUGAGCCGUUUAGAUGUGAAGACAGGAAUGGGUUAAUGAAUGCGUGAAUAAUUUCAGAAUAAUGUUCCUUAGACUAAAAACUGAGGGGUUGAUCAUGUUAUUAAUUAAUGUUAUUUUCAGAAAAGCUGGACUAAGGGUCAAGGCAGAAAACUAGUACUGAAUGAAAGUGAUCCUUGGGUUCUCAAGUGGCACUGCCUAAAAACAGAUAGGCCUAUGGGUAUUAAAGGGUAUAAAGGAGACACGUAACCAUAGCUUCAACAAUAAAUGUUGAAAACGGACUUUAACCUGUUUUGCUUUCUGGAUCAUGGGGACAGCAAGUGUGAUUUUGAAGCAUAAACAACAACAUGUUUGACGCCCAAACAUUUAAGACUUUAUCAUAUUCAACUCCUCUGUCUUCCCCUUUCCCUCCAAAAGUCUAGGUGUUAUUGUGCCAAAUAUGACAUGGCUUGCAGGGCUAUCAAUAAGUACUUAAAUGUAUCCAGUGAGUUGAAUUUAGCUUUAAAUAACGCUUGAGAAUGACAUAAAUGUAUAGUAGUAAAAAACACACUAUAUUCCUACAGUUUGGAUGCUUUGAAUCCCUUUUUGAUUCUGGGAAUUAACCAAACAAACGUACUCGGAGUGGAUCGUGUGGCCAACCAUGUUUUUGCAUGCAAUUAUUCAUCCGCAACUACAAGUGGCGCUGCUUCAAACUCUGUACAAAUUCAAACGAAGCCAACUCAGUAUUGUAUAUAUAUGUAUUUUUUUUCCAUUAAGUUUAUUGAAAAAUACGAAUUCAUUUUAUUACAGGGUGAUAUUGAUAACAGAUGAAUUUGCAAGAAGUAAAAGUUAAUUCGUCAAAAAUGUUAUCUAAAAUAUAAAACUGUAUAAAAGCUGUGUAUGAUAAACAAAAAGAAAAUAGUCAUUUGAAAUAUUUUUUAGCUGCAGUAGAGCUAUGUUUUUGAUCUCGCCUCAUGGUUUAUUUUUGGACAUGAAGGGAGUCAUUUUAAGGUGGUAAUAUUAUUUAAAAGCGUUAUAAUGCGAUAAAACUAAACCUGUUUGAAAUCUUUUGUAAACACUCAACCCGUUUAAAAUACAUCACCGUAACAUCUUUGAAUAUUUCAUGAGCUCUUUGGAGAUAAAUAACAUUUCUUUACACACAAAAAAGUAAAAUUUUCUGACCGGUCGGACAUCUCCGCUUAAAAAAAACUUGAUUUUUUUCCCAUAUUGCAUUGCAGGUUUUUUCUACUUCCUCUUUCCGCCAUAUUGCAGAACCGGUAAGGUGCCUUUUUAUUCCGUUUAUGUCAAUCUACUAAAUAUCUGAAGCAUCGUAACAUUAAAUGUACCGUUUCUGUGUUUAAUCUGUAGCGGAUGAAUAAAGUAACAGUUCUAGUCGAGUAUCGUCUUGAUUAGUUGGUAGAUUUUGGCUUCUUUAAGCUCUAAGGUUCCCCUCGCAGCUCCUCUGUCCGGCCCAGAGCUUCGGUGCCUUCAAGGCGGCUGGGUAACUAUUAGCUUCGCGGCAGAAAACACGCGUGUUCGCAAGUUAUUCUCGUGGAUUAUCAGAAGAAACUCGCGUGUAUUUCUCUUAUAUAUAACGGACAUUGUAUUGACUGUUGUAUAUAUUAGUGUGAGGGGAUGCUAAGGUGGCUAUGCUAAUCAGUUGACUGGGCGCUCGUAAAGGACCAUGCUUUUAGUGAAAGUCCUCCUGAGACAGCUUUACCGUCUCUAAACUGCAGAUACAAUAAAAUCCCACGGUCACAGUAUGUAGACGAGCUGGGAAAAUAUCACCUAAAGUGUUGUUUCGAAGUAAACUAGUCUGCAGGAGACGUAGAUGGCUAUAAAACGCUGUUGGCUGUCUGGGACUUGGUGGAUCCCAGAUCUUAUUGGUGGAUCUUGUGCAUCUCAAAGAGCUUAAUGAUAAUUUUGAUCAUAUUCCUACUGCAGAAGGGAACAAACUCAUGGUAACUGAGGGUGGUCACAAAGUAGGAUAAUCCCUGUAACGUCAUACGAAGUGAAGGAAUCUGACAGGGACUCAUUUAGAGAUUGAUGUAUGAGGCUGUAAUGUGAGAUUUUUGUGUACCUCUAACAUCUAUAUUAGUCUAAUAGUUUCUUAAUUGUGUCUGCAGGCAUCAUGGUGCGCAUGAACGUUCUCGCAGAUGCUCUGAAAAGCAUCAACAAUGCUGAGAAGCGUGGGAAACGCCAGGUCCUCAUCAGGCCCUGCUCCAAGGUGAUUGUGCGCUUCCUAACCGUCAUGAUGAAGCACGGUGAGUGUCAACGAGUGGAAUAAAAGUUGUUAAAACUGGUGUCAGGAAUUUCUUUUUGCAUUUGCUUGUUUUACAGAGGAGCUGCUAGACGCACUAAAUGUUAGCGUCGGUUGUUGUUGAGCUCAAUGGUGUUCUUCAUCAUUUUUUCAGGUUACAUUGGUGAGUUUGAGAUCAUUGAUGAUCACCGAGCCGGAAAAAUUGUCGUCAAUCUCACAGGCAGGCUGAACAAGGUAAAAAUCUUCAUCUGAUCUUUCUAAAGAAUCUUAAAACUCAUUUUUAUUCCUUGGCGUUUAGUUCAGCAUGAGAGUUGUGUGAUCUUUGUCCUUUUAUGUCCUGUAUGGUCCUUUUAUCACUUUUAUUUCUUUCAUGCUUUUGUGUUUUUAUUUCAUUUUAAAUGUUUAUUUUUUUACCUGCAUUAAUUUUUUUCAUCUUGAUGUUUUCAGGAUUGUCUGUUCCUUUAACUUUAUUGUGCAGCACUUUGGUCGACUUGAAUGUUUUUUAAAAUGUGCUAUAAAAAUAAAGUGUCCGUUCAGUGUUUGUUUUAAAUGUUAAAUUCAGGGAUUAAAGUUCUCAUAAAUCACAUGAGUACAAUCUUAUUUGACUUUUUCAAAAAUUUAAUUACUAGAUAUAGUAUGUAUAGAAUUUAAGAAUUUUUUCCCCUUGAUUUCAAAAUGUUUGCAUUAGCUUUGUCACUUACUGGAGGGUGAUUAUUUUGAGUUUUUUGUUUGUUUUUUAAGCGAACAUGUAAACUCGUCUUUCUGUUGCCUGCUUGUCCUAGAGUUCAUUUUUGGUGCUUCAACAAGAUUUUUUUUUUCCUUUCAGUGUGGUGUGAUCAGUCCACGUUUUGAUCUCCAGCUCAAGGACCUGGAGAAGUGGCAGAACAACCUGCUGCCCUCUAGACAGUUUGGGUGAGGAUCAUUCUCGAUUAUUUUUAAGCCAAAAGAUGGUGUUUGGCUUGUGUUUAAAAGGGGGAGACUUGAGUCACCGCAGUCUUAAUGGUCUUGAUCAUUUUCUUCCUUGGCUGUUAAUGUUUGACUCUCAAGUGUGUUUUCAUGUGUGGUUGCUUUGGACAACUUUACAAAAUCUCCAUGAUUCCUAAUUCGACACAGAGGCUUGGAAAUGAGGUUUUGCUGAUGGUUUUGAUCAAGGAUUGUUAAAGUGUAUUUUCGUUUAAUAAGUGAUUUUAAGUGAACUUUGUAAACAUUUUUAAAUCAGACUUUAGCUGUUUUUGCACAGAGUUAAGCAGAGGUGUGUCUUUUAAAACCUCUUAGUCUCAUUACCAGAGUUUUGAACUUUGGUACAAUAUUGUAAAAGAAAUUGAAACAGAAAUUGAUUCUUGUUUUAAAUCACCUCUCAAAAGUUGUUGGCACUUUUUACUAAUGUUUAACAUUCAGGUGUUUUGAUUUGAUUUCCAAACCGACCAUGGUGCUUGUAGAGAGUACGUCCUUGUCGGUUAUCUUGUUUUCUUCUUAAUGUGAUUGUUCGGGGUGUCGGGUAUAGCUCAGUGCUUACUGAAGCUCACUGUCAGCUGUCAUCAGGGCAGAGCCAAUAGGAAACCUGCAGGAACUAGGAGAUGUUCUCUCUUGUCUGCUGACAGCGAAUCAAGAAUUUGGGAUUAAUCUCUUGAAAAGACAGCCUCCCCCUCCUUCUUUAGCCCCGUUACACCUGCAGCGAGCUAAAUCAACAGGUGUAAGCAUAUAUUCCACUGUAACCACAUCUGUGCAGGUAAAGAUCUCGGUUCAGAAGAGACUAAAGCGAUGCCGUUUCUCAUUUGUGGAGUUGUAAGUAAAAAGAUGUCUGCUGGUGUCCCUGUAUUGCAAGUGGACGUACGUAGCGAAGUGUUUCGGUAGUGAACUAAAUGUAAUGCAAAUGUUGAGAAGGGGAGCGCAGGCAGAAUGUGCUCUCACUCAUUUACAUCAUUAUAUGUCAGGGAUAAGUAAACACGUGUCAGGCCUCUGUGUGGCCAUAGAGAACAGAAUGAAGUGGGCCCCUCAGUUGAUCCCUGUAUCAUGAGGUCUUGAUCCCAGAAACCUGGAUUCAGUGGGGUAGCUGGUGUUUUAGUGGAGAAACAGUUGCACGUUUGUGAGUGUGGCGAGAACAGCCCUCAGAAAAGAAAAAUCAAGUCAGUGUUUGUUUAGAAUAUGUUUAGUAAAAGUAAAAUGUCUUUUUUUUAUCUGUAUCAAGAAUGUAUUGUCUUAUCACGCCUCUUAAAGAGAGUCACACCCUUUCACUGAUAGCAGGUCUUUGUUAUUCUGAUCCAGCGUUACAGUUAAAGUCUUUGGCGAUCUCAAAGGAGAAUGUGGGAAAGCUUUAGCUGUGAGAACGGUCUGAUUCACCACCAGAGUGACUCUGGUCCUCAGUUUGAACCUGCUGAAGGCACGUCCUUAUUGAGUGACCCCUGUUUCAGAGUCGUUGAUUUUCAAUGCUGCUGAAGAUGAUACUGUUCAUGGGAGCUGGCCUCAUGCAGUCAUUGAAGUGACGCUUUUUUAAGCUGUUGUCUUUACUGUGUAGGAGGUUCGAUUUUGACAGGACAAAGACAACGUGGGGGGGACAUUAGCUCUUAAAAAUUGAGCAGACGCUAAGUUUGUACCUGGAACAGUUCUUAUGCAUUUUAUCCCGUGAUAAAAUGAAGCAGCAGGGUUGUAACCCACAUUUAUUUUGUCCUAGUUUUGUAUUUCCUUUUAGUUGUCAUCAAUUCAUAGGUGCACAACAUAACUCCAAAUCUGGUGUCUUAUUUUCAGUGUGAAACCAGCUGAUGGUUUUGCGUUUCUGUUUGAUUGAAUGGUCCCAACACACUCUCAGUUUGCAUAAAAUAUGUGAAGUUCUGUUGAGAGGCAGAAAAAUGGCUUUAUAUUAUGGUAGAUAAAGGCAGGCAGCAAUGUGGGAGGAGUGUGUGGAGCAAAAACUGCUGCACUUUUAGAUGAUGAGUGACAAAUCAGAUAAAGAACUUAAAGAUUACUAAAUAUCUUUCAGUUUAAAAAUAUGUUUUUUAUUUAAACUCAAGUGGGACACAAAGUCUUAAAUCAAGCCGUCUUUUGGUUCCUGUUCUAUACAGACCUUGUGUUGAUUUAAGACAGGGUAUCUGCUCGGUCUUAAAAAGUCUUAAAAUGUCAAAAAUUCAAGAAUUUUAAUUUAAAAUGUCAGAAAUUCUCUUAAAAUCUCAUAAAAUGUCAAAUAUGAUUUUAAAGGUCUUACAAAUGUAUUAACAUUUCUUACAGAUGAAUAAUGAACAAAGAUUGAUUUUAAGAAAUGUAAAAUGAGUCUUAAAUUGAAUUCAUUAUGGUCUUAAAGUCUGAGAUGUGACUUGUUGAAUCCUGCAGAGACCCCGGUUAAAGGAUUUAAGUGUGUUACUGUAGUAAUCACAGGGGAUGCAGUGAUUUUUAGUUUUGUGUUAAAUGAUUGAGUACGGCGUCAACAGUCAAAUAAACUGUACCGCUGCUGUGAUUCUUCCAAGCGUCUCCAGAAUUCAGGGUUUCUGACAGGAGGUUUUUGAAAUCAGGUUUUCAGGACAUCUGCAGGUCAAGAUGUGAUGAUACUUAAUAUCUUAGUAUCUGUGCUGAUGUUUUCGUUGAGCUUGAACUCAAGUCUUGUUGGUUUAAAUUGGCAGCUGUAAGACAUGUUAGCAUUUAGGCAGCCUGUGUGUUCAUAUAAAAUCGCUAUUCUUUGCUAUCUGACGGCUAAUGAUGCAGCGAAUAAGGUUGGACCAAUGACGUGAAUGAUCAUGAUGCAUGUUAAGUUUUUACUAAACGUAUAAGCAGCUUUAAAGUCACUUAAGUCCAGAGUUUUGCAGAUGUAGGCAGUCUAACUCUGUCUGUUUCUAUGGUUACAGGAGGCUCUGAUACUGAAAAUUUCUUGCAACCUCCAGUUUAUCAAAAUGAAGAUUCUACCUUUAAAAAAAAAAAACAUUUUAUUUUUUGUAUUUGCAUGUCUUGUCAUGAUGGUAUUGAAGGAUAGGUGGAUUGCUGUUCUGGGAAACAAUUUCAGACAAAUCUGUCAUUUCGUUUGUUCGAUCCGUCAGUCAGAAAACUAAGUCAGUUUUUGUUUUAUUUGCUGACAGUGUUGACUAAUCCCUGCAUUCAUCAGUUUUCCUGUCAAGAGUUGCCUACAUUCAAAGAGCAUCCUCGUCUUAAACUAAACACUCAUAGACUGAUGUGCCGAUUCUUUGUCUCCACAGAUACAUUGUGCUGACCACCUCAGCUGGCAUCAUGGAUCACGAAGAAGCCAGACGGAAACACACAGGAGGCAAAAUCCUUGGAUUCUUUUUCUAA
Xyrichtys novacula (pearly razorfish) is the source of this 14232-nucleotide messenger RNA. The record is from the annotation of a GenBank genome assembly. Lineage: Eukaryota; Metazoa; Chordata; Actinopteri; Labriformes; Labridae.